GCGCAAUGAGCAAGGGGAACAAAAAUGGAUACUGGAAGCAGUUGAAGGAACGCAUGGAUGAAGUGGGACCGAUUCUUCGCGUCAUCUUCGACGGGAAUAAGUUUACUGACCGGAAAACCGAUAUCGACCAAGUCAUAAAUGAUGUUGACAGUUCCAAUGCUAAGCAUUACGUUGGCGUGAUGAGUGACAAAUUAUGGAAUGCUGCGAAUCCGUCUCACAAACUUGUGCAAAUUGUCCGAGUGAGAAAGGAUUUACCGACUGAAAUAUAUCUCAAUUCUCCAGCCUCCCGUGUGAUUGCGAGCAAAAUUUAUAUUCAUCUAUCGACGAAAAUGCAUUUUAUGGAAAUUUUUAAGCUACUCAUGCAUCCCGACGUCAUUUUGUUAUCUAUCGUUUUGGAGAUGUCAGGCACGGUCACGUUUAUGUGUAGAGGUGCUGUGAAUAUAAUAAUAGGAAAACUCAAGGAGCUGAAACCACCAGAAGGACGCGCUCUCCAGCUAGCGGCGCUGCAAAGGAACCCUGAAGGGCACCCUACUGAGGCCGUUGGAUUACCGACAAAGCAAGGCCUUCCUCUGGAGAAGAAUUUCGCAAGGUACAAGGUGAUGUACAAACCAGCGUACCCAACCUUUCCGCUGGUGGACGCAUUUUUCUUCAUGGAGUCACCGCGGAGGACACUGGUUGGGCUGCAAAUGACUACGGCACAUGAUCACCACACCAAAACCAGCACUGUGAAGCAGUUCACUGAGUACCUAUCGUGGUUCUUUACGAAUUGGGAGGAAUUUGCUCAAGGUUUGUCGUGGGAUAUUAUUUAUGUACAACACGCAGACAGCAAGCCGAUGGAAAACUGGCAGAGAUGUGAUUACGUCAAUCCCAGAAGCCGUGAGGAAAAAAAAAUUGUGGCGUUCUGGGAUAAAAAGGUACGCCAGUACCAGUUCAUUUUGACGCCCGAAGACAUCGAAAAACUAAAUGCAAUUAAGGAGUCAACUACAGAUAAGAAACAAGAAGCAGCAGUGGGAAAUCAUCAGGAGGAAUUAGGGAGGUAA
This is a messenger RNA of Trypanosoma cruzi, 1040 nucleotides long. Its product is annotated as retrotransposon hot spot (RHS) protein, putative. The annotation marks the transcript as partial. The record is from RefSeq and is a predicted model, not a curated record. The transcript has a single exon. Lineage: Eukaryota; Euglenozoa; Kinetoplastea; Trypanosomatida; Trypanosomatidae.